Messenger RNA from Drosophila biarmipes, 1857 nucleotides. RefSeq lists its product as uncharacterized. The transcript is spliced from 2 exons. Gene Ontology annotation, biological process: protein processing. NCBI's taxonomy places the organism in Eukaryota, Metazoa, Arthropoda, Insecta, Diptera, Drosophilidae. The record is from RefSeq and is a predicted model, not a curated record. Gene Ontology annotation, cellular component: plasma membrane. The coding region runs from base 28 to 1788 and encodes 586 amino acids. Gene Ontology annotation, molecular function: metalloendopeptidase activity.
ACAGUCGGACCGCAUCGGUUGAUCAACAUGGAAUUAAUCAGACCAAUGAGACUACUGAUUAUCGUGCUUGUUCUAAUAUUGUCGGCGAGGGGCGAUGAGAAUGUCAUCAGCCAUUACGAAAGUGAUUACCUCGAGACCUAUGCAAGGUACAUGAAAUCCGACAUGAACUUGAGUGUAGAUCCUUGCGACAACUUCCUGGAGUACUCCUGCGGAAAUCAUCGGCACAGCUCCCGGCUGCUAUGGAAGUUGCUGGGAGAGUGGGUGGGUGACUACAACACGAUUCACCUGGCGGACAAGAUCGAACACUUUCUGGGCCGGAGGGCUCUGGCCGAGUCCCUCAACGUGUCCGUCGAGCUUGGAGUGGCCCAUCGGUUCUACAACGCCUGUCUCGAAGCCGACAUCUAUCCGUUCCCCGCUGCUGAUCCACACUAUCUGGAACUCAUUCGGUCGAUCGGAGGCUUUCCCGCCGUCGACGGGGCCAACUGGAAUGCCUCCAGCUUCAGCUGGUUCAACAUGAGCGCCCACAUGCUUAAUUACGGGGCAGAGGGUCUGAUCUUGGAUGAGGUCCAUUCGGAACACCCCUUUGAGCCUGACUUGAGCUUCCAAGGACAACGGAUGGGUUUUGAAAAAUACGUUAACGGACCAGUGACUAAUGAGGAGCGUAUGGGUGGUUACCUGAGAUCCUUUAACCUGCCGGAGGAUAAAAUUGCAGAAGUGAUCUCCGGGGUUCUUGCCUUCUGGGAAGAAGCGCGAGAGGUUGGUUCACAAGGGGACCUGCAAGGAGACUGCGAAGCCUUCGAGACCAACUACUUCAAGAUCGUUUGGAACAGAGUUAAGCCAGAGAAGCUCCGAAAGUGCAAUUCCUACUUCGUGGAGAUGGACAAAGUGGUUGCCCGUCAGCCGGAGGCCGUGGCCAAUUACCUGGCCAUGAAGCUGCUGCACAGAUUCGAUGCCAGACUUAGGAGCGCUAAGGGUCAAAAAGGGUAUUGCCAACAGUUACUGGAGGCCUCAAUGGCGUUUCUUUUCAACAAACUGUAUUUGGCGGAGCACUUUACUGAGGAGGUAAGGCUGGAUGUGACGGAAGUUGUGGAGGAGGUAUGGAGUACGCUGAGCAGGUCGCUGGACGAGGCCGAUCGAGUGAACAUGUUUCACAAGUCUCGGAAUAUUCUCAUGGACUUCCCCUUCAACUUUACGAGGGCCAACUUGUACGCCGAUCGCAUUAUCUCCGUGAUUGGCGGUCUGCAAAUAGUCGACGAUAGCUACACGGCCACCACUAUCAAUCUGCACCGUCUUUUCGUUGACACCAAUAGAUACAACGCUCGCCACCCUGAGCAAUUCGACAAGUUCUCCAAGUCCCCUGACCAAAUGUUGGAUUACAUCUUUGAUUUCGACAGGUUCUUGCAGCCACCCGUGUACCACCCCUCUUGGCCGGCCUCCUUAAAGUUCGGUGGCCUGGGCAGUUUCAUUGCGCGCCACGUUUAUAAAAAUCACUACCGUUUUGACUACAACAUGUACAGAGUUGAAAUCAAAAAAUUGGGACUGGCAUUUGCUGCCUAUAAAAGCCACGUCGAGCAUCUGCUGGAGGGUCAAAAGCAGGACAAGAUCAACGCGACGAUGCCAGGACUCGCCUUGUCGCCAGAUCAGCUGUUCUUUUUGGGCUCCACUCAGAUCUUUUGCGACAGUUCCAUCAAAAGACCGCAGACAAGAGCUCGGUACUCCUUAUCGAAAAACCAAGAGUUCUUCAAAGCCUUCAACUGUUCUGCGGGAGCUCCCAUGCGUCAUUAUUGAAUAUUUGUAUCACUCAAAGAACUGUUAGGAUGACCAAUUAAUUGAGAAUUGGAAAUCAAUAAACAUGUA